Molecule: messenger RNA, 2022 nt
Organism: Annulohypoxylon maeteangense
Lineage: Eukaryota; Fungi; Ascomycota; Sordariomycetes; Xylariales; Hypoxylaceae
Exons: 3
Coding region: 496-1971 (491 amino acids)
Source: RefSeq, a predicted model, not a curated record
CACGUAUAGCGUCCGAUUGUAACCUCCUGCCGGAUUUCUUCAUCAUAACCCGGCUCGCCGGCACUUCCCGUGGCGCCAGUGAACGCCAAUGAACGCCAAUUGAGAUGCUAUUAUCUUGACAAGGCGUUUCCGCCGAAGCCACGCAGAUCUAAAACAGCACGGACGCUUUAGGGACGCCGCAUCUAAGAUCCCUUGUAGUACGUACCUGGUCUUUCAGCCCCUUUCCGUCGUAUUUGUAGCAAAACAAAUCAGCCUCUCGAUCUAAAUCUAUUACUUAUUUCGGACCCCGCGGCCAACCGUCAACCUCGACAUUCCCAAAAAGGCACUAUAGUACAGUGAACACUGAACAGAUCUACCUCAGUCAACUAUAUAUCCUGUUGAUGGAUCACCGAUAAGUAUACUAUUAUUAAACAUCGAAGUCUCGUUACCGGGUCGCAGGUGGCGGCGUGUCGCGUAGCUGACGCGAUACGAUACCCGUGCCGUGGCGUUGUAACGAUGACAUCUACACUACUUUCACCAAGCACCCGACGGAAACUGGAUGAGUCUAUACCACCCCUACUCAGACCACUCAUUCGGGCCUAUGUCCUAGGCUACGCUUCUGCUGUAGCACCAAGGCUCCUCACGUUGGUGCUACAAUAUGUAACUAGAAGGAGGAAAAACAAGGGUGUUGCGAGUGCCAUUCGGCCCCACGACUCCUUCAUCACAUCCCUGCAACGUAUCCUGCGUGGGGGACUAGAACUUCAGAGAUUCCCAACCUUCUGUGCUGCCCUCGUAGGCGGAACUACGUUACUAGAGGUUUUGCUUGGUACAGCUUUUAACCGUCUUCUAUCGACGAGCCAACUUACAUCGUUGACCCGAAAAAGACUUUUAACCUGGUUGUCGUCUUUCAUCUCGGCUUGGCUAAGUCUCCGAUUACUACAGUCGAAGGAGAGCGAUAGCUUUGCAGAGACCAUCGGAAUUAGCCAAGACUCGUUGGAAAAUGCUAAGCAAGAGACGAUUCGAUAUGCCGGACGAACAUUGGACUUGACAUUGUUCGCCUCAACUAGGGCUCUUGAUGUUAUAAUUGGGGAAAUAUGGUCCCGGAAGAGAUCGCAUAGGGUCACGGCCGAAAAAUGGACCCGCGGCGAAUCGCUAAUAUCUAAGUUAACCGACCCUACGAUAUUUGCGACUUCAUCCGCGUUGAUCAUGUGGGCAUGGUUCUACUGCCCUUCGAAGUUACCCAAAUCCUACACGAAAUGGAUUAGUUCAGCCGCUUCCGUAGACUCCCGGCUCAUCGAAGCGCUUCGGCGAUGUCGGAGCGGUGAACUCCUCUACGGUAAAGAGACCGGACAAGCGGGAUUGCUUCAAUCCAUGUGUGCGGACUUCAAGUGGCCGCUAGAGUGGGGCGAUCCGGCUAAAUCUAUCCCGUUCCCUUGUGAGGUUGUCCAUAUGGGAUGUGGGCCAAAUUGCGAGCACCAUGCCUUAUCCCGAUUUUAUCGAUCUUUUCAGUGGGCCAUGGCGACGUACCUCCCCGUCAACCUCUUCACUAAGAAAAGGGACCUAAAGGGUAUUAAAGCUGCCUUUAUAUCUGCGGCGCGCUCCUCGUCGUUCUUAGCUGCGUUUAUCGCACUCUUCUACUAUGGCGUGUGCUUAGCGCGAACGAGGAUUGGCCCACACUUCAUCGGAAAAGACACAGAGGCUAGACAGAAAAUUGACUCGGGUCUCUGUGUAGGGUCCGGGUGCUUCUUAUGCGGAUGGAGUGUUCUCAUCGAGAAAGCCGCCCGGAGGAAGGAACUAGCGCUGUUCGUUGCUCCAAGGGCCAUGGCUACGCUUUUACCUAGACAAUACUCUCUAGACAAGCAAUGGCGGGAGACUUUCGUCUUUGCGUUUAGUACAGCAGUUGUAUUUACGUGCGUACGCGAGAAUCCGAAACGGCUGCGUGGCGUUCUGGGGAAGGUGUUGGGGUUUGUUAUGGAAGCGCAGCCACGAUGAUCUAUUUCGCAAGUAUCCAGGUUUUACCCUAGGUGAUGUUUUCUUCUCUUC